Thamnophis sirtalis is the source of this 1258-nucleotide messenger RNA. The record is from RefSeq and is a predicted model, not a curated record. NCBI's taxonomy places the organism in Eukaryota, Metazoa, Chordata, Lepidosauria, Squamata, Natricidae.
UGAUGCCUCACCGGCCGAGUGUUGCCAGCACGCCAAAGUGCUGGAGGACACGCAGUUUGUGGACGGCUACAAGCAGCUGGGCUUCCAAGAGACGGCCUAUGGCGAGUUCCUUCACCGGUUGCGCGAGAACCCCCGCCUUAUCGCCUCCUGCCUGGUGGCCGGGGAGAAGCUGGCACAGGAGAAUAUCCAGAAUGUCAUCCACACCGUCUUCACCUCCAUCUACGGCAACUGCAUCAUGGCCGAGGACGAGAGCUUGCUCCUCCAGGUCCUGCGCUACCUGAUCGAGUUCGAGCUGAAGGAGAGCGAGAACCCGCGGCGGCUGCUCCGGAAAGGCACCUGCGCCUUCAGCAUCUUCUUCAAGCUCUUCUCCGAGGGCCUCUUCUCCGCCAAGCUCUUCCUGACGGCCACCUUGCACGAGCCCAUCAUGCAGCUCCUGGUGGAGGACGAGGACCACCUGGAGACAGACCCCAACAAGCUCAUUGAGCGCUUCACGCCUGCCCAGCAGGAGAAGCUCUUUGGGGAGAAGGGGUCAGAGAGGUUCCGGCAGAAGGUCCAGGAGAUGGUUGAGUCCAACGAGGCCAAGCUGGUGGCCCUGGUCAACACCUUCAUUGGCUACCUCAAGCAGAACACCUACUGCUUCCCGCACAGCUUGAGGUGGAUCAUGUCCCAGAUGUACAAGACGCUCUCCUGCGUGGAGCGGCUGGAGGUGGGCGAAGUCCGGGCUAUGUGCACCGACCUCCUCUUGGCCUGCUUCAUCUGCCCCGCGGUGGUCAACCCGGAACAGUACGGGAUUAUUUCGGAUGCGCCCAUCAACGAAGUGGCAAGGUUUAAUCUGAUGCAGCCACGCGCAGCAGGAGCCGUUCCCAUAUUCAGAUGGACCAACAUCCAGAUUACGAUGGGUUCUCCCAAGAGACCAUACAGGAAGUCCAGCCGGAAGAGGUGUUGGUCAUUUCUCUAGGGACUGGUCCACAAAUCACCCCCGGAAUGAUGUCAGAAAAUGAGGUUUUAAACAUGCAGCUGGCCGAUGGGAGCCAAGGCGAUGUUCCUGUUGACGAUUCCAAACUCCACGGUAAACCUGAUAAAACCCUGCGGUUUUCCCUCUGCAGUGAUAAUCUGGAAGGCAUAUCCGAAGGCCCUUCCAAUCGCUCCAAUUCAGUAUCCUCCCUGGAUUUAGAAGGAGAAUCUGUUUCUGAAUCGGGGGCUGGCCCGUCGGGAAGUAACGGAGUCGAGGCCUUGCAGCUUCUGGAACGUGAGCAAG